UCCUCAUUUAAAUCAGUGGUAGAGUACUUCACAAUGCCCAUUCCUAGCCUACAGAAGCCGGCUCCUCUUUUCAAAGGCACAGCAGUUGUCGACGGUCUCUUCAAAGAAAUAAGUUUGACCGAUUACAGAGGACAAUAUGUUGUCAUCUUCUUCUACCCUUUAGAUUUCACUUUCGUUUGUCCCACCGAAAUUAUCGCUUUUUCCGACCGCGCGAACGAUUUCAAAAAAAUCCAAACAGUCGUAAUCGGAGCGUCUACCGAUAGCCAUUUUUGUCACUUGGCUUGGAUUAAUACGCCUCGCAAACACGGCGGUUUGGGACCCAUGAACAUACCGCUCUUGUCGGACAAAUCGAUGAAGAUUGCCAGAGAUUAUGGAAUUUUAGACGAAGAAACUGGAAUUUCGUUUCGGGGAUUGUUCAUAAUUGACGUUAAUGGCAUUCUACGACAAACGACGAUUAACGAUUUACCCGUGGGCCGUUCGGUUGAUGAAACUCUUCGUUUAGUUCAAGCUUUCAAAUUCACUGACGAGCACGGCGAAGUAUGUCCUGCAGGGUGGACACCUGGGAAAAAAACUAUGAAGCCGGAAGUGGAUGCCAGCAAGAACUAUUUUGAAGAUUUUAAUUAA
This is a messenger RNA of Zophobas morio, 624 nucleotides long. RefSeq names its product peroxiredoxin 2-like. Gene Ontology annotation, biological process: cellular response to stress; leukocyte activation; hydrogen peroxide catabolic process. Lineage: Eukaryota; Metazoa; Arthropoda; Insecta; Coleoptera; Tenebrionidae. Bases 34 to 624 code for a protein of 196 amino acids. The transcript has 2 exons. Gene Ontology annotation, molecular function: thioredoxin peroxidase activity. The record is from RefSeq and is a predicted model, not a curated record. Gene Ontology annotation, cellular component: cytosol.